Molecule: messenger RNA, 5331 nt
Organism: Lodderomyces pseudojiufengensis
Lineage: Eukaryota; Fungi; Ascomycota; Pichiomycetes; Serinales; Debaryomycetaceae
Gene: RIM15
Product: protein kinase
Exons: 1
Coding region: 1-5331 (1776 amino acids)
Biological process (GO): peptidyl-serine phosphorylation; phosphorelay signal transduction system
Cellular component (GO): cytoplasm; nucleus
Molecular function (GO): ATP binding; protein serine/threonine kinase activity
Source: RefSeq, a predicted model, not a curated record
AUGGAUUCAAAUAAUGAGAGGAAAGGCGACAAUCAAAAGUUCCCGUUUCAUGAAUCUGUAUUUAAAGAUCCCUCAAAACAUCAUUUUUAUGAAAAAGAAAGAUCGAUUUCUCCACAACAUCAACAAUCUAAUGAUAAUAUCACUAAAGAUGUAGUUUCAACACAACAAUUGAGUCAAGAACGAUUGGAAAAUAACUUAGAUCAAGGUCAAAAUCAGGAGAUAAGUCAAGAUAAUAAUCAAGCUAUAGAUCGACCUAAACCUUUUACUUUACAAAAAGUACAAGAUAAUGAAGGACCAGGAUAUAAUGAUCAAACUUCAUCAUAUAAAAGUCUCGAAGAACAAAUAGAUUUGAGAUUAGCCUCACUGAAUAAUCCGACUAUAAUUAUGGAACUAGAUCUAGACGGAAACGUUCGAUAUCUUUCUCAAAACUGGGAACAUAUAGUAGGAACUUCAAUUAGAAAAAUAGUGAAUAAACCAAUAUCGAAAAUCAUAAUUGGAAGUAACGAUGAUGAUUAUCAAGUAUUUAAGAAGGCGAUUGAUUCUAUGAUUGUUGAUGAUGCAAGUUAUAAAGUUAAAUUUAUUACGGGGACAAAUCGUACAAAACAAGACAUCCAUGGAGAGGAAAUUAAAGGAGAUCUUGAGGACAUUUUGGGAAGUCAUGAGAAUGCAAAUUCAGAUGGACAAAUUACGCCAAAUAAUUCCGCUGAAAACCUCGAAGAUUUGAGCUUACCAAUUGAAGAUUAUGUUCCUCUGCAUCAAACUGAAAAUAAUACUGAUGUAUCAAAUACAUUGGAGAUUUUAUCAAGAGCUAGUUCUAUGUCUUCAAAGCUAUCAAACGAUGGAGAUUUUAUUGAAUUGGAAACUCAAGGUAUUCUUAUACAUGAUACUCAAACACAAUUGCCUACACAUUCGAUGUGGACAAUUCGACCUUUUGUUCAUAUAGAUUUGGACUUAUCAAUUCCUUUGACAUUAAUCGAUCUUUUAGGAUUUGGUUCUGAAAUAUUUGAAGGGUAUCUAAUGAAUUUGAAAAAUUUGGGAAUAGUGUAUGAAGAAAGUGUACCACAGCCAAAAACUAUAUUGUGUAGAAUUUGUGAAAACAAUAUCCCUGCAUGGUUUAUUGAGAAACAUUCUGAUUUAUGCAUUAUUGAACAUCGAGCUGAUGAACAUUUACAACAGUGUCAAGACGCAAUACUUGAACAAAGAGAUUUAAUAAAUAAAAUUAUUGAAAGUUUAGAAAUACAAGCUCAAAUUCCUACAUAUCAACAGACUCAACAAUUUUCAUCGAAUCACCAAUCAUCCCCUAGAUCACUGUCACUGUCUCCAAGACUGAUACUGCCUAUAGCUUCAUCACAUCUGUCUAUGUCUCUGAGUUCAUCUGAUGACGAAAAUAAUGCAUCUUCACAAUUGGUAUAUGAAUAUAAAGGAAUUCCAUUACCACAAGUAUCUACUACUGAAAAUUCAUCACCAAGAUUAGCAAAUAAAGUUUUAUCCAAAAAUUUUCAUGCAAGAAAUAAAAGUUUAAUGUACUCAAAAAAAUUUCCAUUCGGUACUUUGCAAAAGAUAAAAGAUUUAUGUGAUGAAGCAUUAUCAAUAAAUCCCCCAUCAACAACCGAAACCAACUCUGACAAAAUGAAUUUUAUAUCAUUUUCCCCAGGUUCAGAAAAAUCUUUAAAUUUUGUCAUUAAUCCUACACCAAUUGAAACAUCAGAUUUAGCUAUAAGGCAAAUUGCAGAAGAUACGAAAGCUUUGAUUGAUGAAAAAUUGGAAAUAUUAACAAGAUUAGCAUCUGUUUUGCAAUAUCUGUCCAAAAUCAAGAGAGAAGUUGAUUUGUUGGUUCUUGAAACUGUUAGAGAAACGGUAGAAAAAAUAAAAAAUCAAACAGUUGCAAAGUUAUCUAGAAGUUGUACCCCAGUUUCCGGUUUACAAGAUCAAGUUAACCCUUUAGUGGAUUCAAAAAAUCACCAGAAAAGUCAAGAUGAAAGUCAGAAUAGUCUUAGUCAAACAUCUAAACAAGAGGACAGCUUAAAACUCGUAGCGCCAAAACCAUCUAGAAGUAAAAGUCCGAUGGAUUUAUUAGCAGAUGGAACUGGUGAGAAUGCUUUAACUCCAAAGGAUUUUUUGAGGAAAGAACCUUCGAAUCAAUCUGAAAAUUCAAGCUCGUCAUCAAUAAAGAGCCCAAGAUCCAGUUUUAAUAUGCUCAAUAAUCAUCAACAACUUCCCCAAGAGCCCAAUCGAUCUUCGUCGAAAGAAUUACUUGAAAUUUAUGAUCACUCGGGAAAAUCUUCAGGUAAUAACUCCAACUAUUCAUCUCCUAGAAGGUAUUUAUCACCUGGUCCAUAUGAAAAAAAUAAUUUGACAUCAAUACAAAGAAGUAGUACCAUAAAAUCUUCACCGAUAUCAUCACCAAUGGUAGAUGCUACUCAAAGCAAUAAUUUGCAGCAUUCAGAUAAACGAAUCACGAGAUUGUCAUUGGAUACUACUCAACAACAAACGAACGAAACCAAAUCUCCAUCACAGUCUCAAUAUACUCCGAACAGUCAGAAGAGUUCAAUUAAUCGACCUCCCUUAUCUCCUUUACUUGUUUCAACUCAACAACCUUCAUCUAAGACUACUACAAUUAAAGAUUAUGAGGUCAUUAAGCCUAUUAGCAAGGGUGCAUUUGGAUCAGUAUUUUUAGCUAAAAGAAAAUUGACUGGUGAUUAUGUAGCCAUCAAAUGUUUACGUAAACGAGAUAUGAUUGCAAAAAAUCAAGUUUUGAAUGUAAAGUCAGAAAGGGCAGUAAUGAUGAGACAAUCAGAUUCUCCUUAUGUUGCACAAUUAUAUUCCAGUUUUCAAUCAAAAAAUUAUUUAUAUUUAGUAAUGGAAUAUUUGAAUGGAGGAGAUUGUGGAAAUUUAAUUAAGGCAUUAGGUACAUUGGGUCCUGAAUGGGCUGCGAAAUAUACUGCAGAAAUAAUAAUUGGAGUAAAUGAUUUACAUUUAAGAGGUAUAAUUCAUCGAGAUUUAAAACCUGACAACAUAUUGAUAGAUAAAAAUGGUCAUUUGAAAUUAACUGAUUUUGGAUUGUCUAGGUUGGGAAUUGUUGGUAGACAAACUAAUCAUAGAAAAAGUAGCACUAAUGAACAAAGUGUUGAGUUAUUUAGAAGCAUAUUUGGUGGAGUAGGAAGUGGAAGUGCUGGAGGUAGUGCUGAACGUGGAAGUAAUAGUGGAUCUGCUUCCGCAGGAGUUGGUUUAGCUAAUGAUGAUCCUUACCAAAGAAGAAGGAAAGAUUCAAUUUCCUCAAUCUUGUUAUCACCAACUUUGGAGAAUUCAAAAUUAAAUCAACAAAACUCAACACCAACAAAUUCUCAACAUUCAAAUUCUCAACAUUCAAAUUCUCCAACUUUAGCAUUUUUAGAAAGUUUUGGAAGUGCACCUUCAAAUAAAUUUAAAAGUGGAGCAAGAUCAAAUUCAAACAAUCUUGAAUCACCCUUACUAAAACCAAUUAUUCCUAGAACAGCAUCAGAAUCAUCUUUCGCAAUUGUUGACGAUGAAAGUCCUCAAACCCCAAUAAGUAAUUAUGCAUUAUAUCAUCCUAGAAUGUCAGGUUCGAAAAAGUCUGGAAAAGAUGAAGCUGAGUCAAGUGCCGAUGGAGCAGAAUUUAAAAGGUUCGUGGGUACACCUGACUAUUUGGCUCCCGAAACUAUUGAGGGUAUUGGUCAAAGUGAAGCAUCUGAUUGGUGGUCAAUAGGUUGUAUCUUAUUUGAGUUUUUAUAUGGAUACCCACCUUUCCAUGCUGAUACACCCGAACAAGUGUUUGAUAAUAUUCUUCUGGGUAUUAUACAAUGGCCAGAUCUACCAGUUGAAGAAGAUCUACAAUUUUGUUCACCAGAAGGUAAAGAUUUGAUUGAAAAGUUAUUAAAUUUAAAUCCUGAACAAAGAUUAGGUUCAAAUGGAACAAUUGAAAUAAUGCAACAUCCGUUUUUUAAUCAUGUAAAGUGGGAUACUAUAUUUGAUGAGCCAGCCCCUUUUGUGCCUAAUCAAGAAGAUCCUGAACUGACUGACUAUUUUGAAUUGAGAGGGGCCGCCAUGGCACAAUUUCCGAGAGAAGAUUCUUCAUCAGAUGACGAAAAAGAAAUGAAAACAGCGAAGAUGGUUGAAAGACGUGAAUCGUUAAAUUCUUUACAAUUACCCCCAUCAUCAGGUUCUGGACAAGAUUUAGGUCGAAAAGAACGACGUCCAAGCAGGUUAAGUGAACCUGGUGAAUUUGGUUCUUUCCAUUUCAGAAAUUUAUCAGUUUUGGAAAAACAAAAUAAAGAUGUCAUUAAUAGACUAAAAUCUGAGCAUUUGGAACAUAGAAAUAGUUUUUCUUCUUCUUCACUGGAGAGCACACCAAAAUUAAGGUCAAGGGGGUUUUCUUUUGGUAAUACUAAUUCUGCCGUUUGUGGAGGUUCUAAUGCUAAUUUAGCUACACCAGGAACUGGCUCUGGUUCAGGUUCAGGUUCAGCUACGGGUUCAAUAACUGGGUCUAGUCCAUUCAAAAGACCUAUUUCACCUCCUAAUGUUAAUUUCGGGUCACCAUUGAAUACGAAUUUGAGAUCAUCAUCUCCACAUAGAUCAUAUGAAAGUCCUAUAAUGCCUAUUUCAAAACACGAAAGAAUACCUUCAACUGUAAGUAAUUAUUCGCUGGGUGAUGAUUAUAAUCAAGAAUCACCAAAUGCAUCAACUAAUUUCUAUCAUCAAAGAUCAACAAGUUCACCACAUAUGCAAUUAUCGUCAAAAUCAUCAAAGGGUUCAAAUGUAAAUCUGGUUUCAAAUUCAAAUGUCUCAAAUUCUUUAAUUUCGCAACAGCAUAAUCUUAAGGAUUUUUGUUCUGGAAACUCCUCAGAUUCUGAUGAUACGUCUAGAUCAAAUGCCUUAUUGAGAGUACAAAGGCGAAGGGAAGGUUCAAGAAUGUCAGAUCCGUUGAUGGUUUCGAAUGAGCUAGAUGUUUUAUAUUGUGAGCCAAUAUCAGCUGUUCGUCAUCAAGUUGUUAAACUUUUGGAAAAAUGUGAUUGUAUUGUGGUUUCAGUAUCGGAUGGUGAAGAAUUGAUUAAAAGAGCAACAAGUCAAGUAAAGUUUGACUUUAUUAUGACGGGAUUAAGAUUAUCUAAAAUCGAUGCAUUAGAUGCUGUGAAAUUGAUAAAGUAUACAACUGGUAAAAAUUCAAAUACUCCAAUAAUUGCGAUUACUGGAUUAGGUGAAGAAGCUAGAAAAGCCGGGUGUUUUGAUUAUGUCAUUGAGAAACCAGUGACAUUAAAUGAAGUUAAAGAGUGUUUGAAGAAAUUUUCCAAUGAUGAAGCCAUUAUUGACUAA